AUGACAGAAGGCUCACAAGACCCCAGCUCUCUUCCGGGGGCUGGUAGCAACACACCACCACCCAAUGACUCCGCCGAUUCGCAGAAAUCAAAGUACGAACCAUCGCAGUCACAAACCGGAAAGCUGUGGGACGCCUUCGGAAACCCAGAAGAACCCGCGAACGCGCUCGCCCAAGCUACAUACAAGCCCCGAGGCAAGAAUCCUAAGGAUGUGCCGUACUCCGAGAUCAUCGGAUCUGUCUCGCUAUCCGAAAUGUCUACUAUUCACAAACGACCUUGUGCUCGGGAAUCAUUGUUGACUGGCAUCGGUGUCGGAUUUGGAGUCGGUGGUUUACGGGGCGUGCUGAAAGGACGGUACUAUCUAUGGUCUGCCGGAAACUGGGCUGUCGGCAUGUUCGCGGUCACUUCAUUAGCGUCAUACGAAUACUGCCGCUGGCGACGAAACAAGGAAUUGAGCGGCAUGGCAGAAGCACUCGAUCUGAUGAACCAGUUGAAGGCCAAGAAACAACGCGAGAAGGAUGCUGCAGAGGAAGAAGCCGCAUUGCGCGCACGCCUUGCUGAGCAGGAAAAGAAGAGCAAGAGUUGGACGGACCUUGCCAAUUACAAGUUCUGGUAA
Molecule: messenger RNA, 615 nt
Organism: Penicillium bovifimosum
Lineage: Eukaryota; Fungi; Ascomycota; Eurotiomycetes; Eurotiales; Aspergillaceae
Product: Cytochrome oxidase biogenesis protein Cox20 subunit
Exons: 2
Coding region: 1-615 (204 amino acids)
Biological process (GO): mitochondrial respiratory chain complex IV assembly
Cellular component (GO): mitochondrial inner membrane; mitochondrion
Source: RefSeq, a predicted model, not a curated record